AUUUAUUUGAUUUUGAUUGGUUGAUCUAAAUAUAGCACAUUUAAUGGAGAAGUGUUUUUGUCAUCUGCUAAUUCAAGAAGAAACAUUCUAGUGAUAUAACAUGCAGAUAAUAUAAGACUGUAGAAGAAAAAUAUUCUAUAAAGAGGACAGUUUUGUGUUGUGUUGACAAUGGAUGAUGAAUCAAACAGCAAUGAGCCUUGUACUUCCACAGGAGAGGAGUCUUCAAGUUUACUACAAGCAACUGAAGAUUCUGAACCAUCUUUGAUGGAGGCAGAUUCAGGGUCUUCCUCUAACGUACAAAUCCAUCCUAAAGAUAAAGCUGUGUUAGAGUUGAUUGAUAAGUAUCACACAAGAAGGGCCACUCAAUGGGCACUGUUUUGCUGGAACACAUGGAGGUCAGAGAAAAUGGAGGAUAAUUCAAAUCAAUCUGCCAUUCCGUUUUUCUAUGAGAUAUGUGGGAAAAGCAUUGAGGUGAUGGACACCACUCUCGCAAAGUUUGUAACUGAAUGUAAGAAUAAGGAAGGAGAAAAUUAUACUCCUGAAACAUUACGUGGGGUUAUAUUUGGACUUCAGCGAUUUUUGAAAACUUAUUGUAUGAGCCUAAACACAAAGCCAGUAACUUUUAUCAAAAAUGAAUUUCAAUAUCCUAAAUAUUGUCAAGCCAUGAAGAAAAGAAUUAAAGACUUGGCUGCCACUGGUGUUGCUAAAAAGAAUGCACAAGCAGUUGGAAUUACAAGCAAAGAAGAGGAAUAUCUUUGGGACCUUGGCAUAUUUGGCUGCAAUACUGCUGAAUCACUCAGUAACACUGUCUUCUUCUAUAUCGUCAAAAUAUUUGGCAUAGUGUCCUCGACGGCACUGAGAACAAUGAAACCAGACACGUUCAUCUUUGGAGAAAACGAGUUUGGAAAAUAUCUGGAACUCGACACAGACUUUGCAAGUGAGUUGGACAUAUACAAUCAAACUUCAUGCUGUCAUAAUUUGUCACUUCUUGCACAAAAUACCACAACUAAACUUAGGCACUACUGUAAUGAAAAUAACCCAAGAACAUUCUACAAUAUAUUAAAAUACUAUGUUGAACUCAUAAAACUUGUAGAUUCAGGGGAAAACUGUCUUUUCCUAAGACCAAAGAGAGAUAUGGUAUUCUGUAAUCUAGCUAUUGGACGUAACCAGCUGCAGAGAAAGUUUGGUCAGAUUAUGAAGCAGGCAGGUCUCAAAGGGUACUUCACAACUCAGGCUCUGGUCCAGUCAUCUCUAGACAACCUACAGGUGAAAGGUUACAUGGUUCGAAGAAAACAAGCAUUCAUAAUCCAACAUCAGCUGGAAAUCAGCAAGAUUCUUGAUCCACCUCCUGGCAUAAUAAGAACUUAUGAUGUGAAAACCCAGACCAAAGCAAUUCUUCAGUUAGUAAAUGCAAGUCAGGGUUUACCUAUUCAGCCAGUAUUAGAUCAAAGCCAGCUACAGUAUAUGUAUCAAGUAAAUCAAAUCCCACAGAUUGGUAGUCUUAUUAAGGUACAGCAAAGUCCCUCUAAAACAAACACAGACAAGCAGACUGACAGAAUGGACUUGCAAACUGCCCUACAAGCUAGUCAAAACAUACUGAAAGCUGGCCUACAACCAAGCACAAGUGCAGCCUUUGUGACUGGUGUUUCAAAUCUUACAAAUCAACUGACUGCAGUCAACCAUAUCUUACCCAAGACUGUUAAAGUAGCUAGACUAGUUCCUACAGCAACUGAAACUGCCAACAAUAUGACCACAGAUGUCAAAAUGAAAACAAAUGAUUCUGCAGUCCCUGUUCCAGUGUUUUUGCGAAAAGCAGGUUCUGAUGGAAAUGAUGGUUCCUUAAAUAAUGCUGAAUGUGAUUCUGAUGGAACAAAUGAUUAUGAUUAUGACAACGUCAUCAUUAAACAAGAACCGGCAGAUUACGAAGGUGAAUGUUUCCAAACCCCUGAUAGUCCAAGUACCUGUCAAAGUGAAUCCUCUAGAAAGAGAAAACCUGAUGCUGCUGGCUUAGAAGAUGCAAGCCCAAGAAAAACUGUGAAAAACAAAGGUAUGAACUUAAGAUCUAAAGAGCAUAAAACAAAUGCAGACUCAAACAAAGAAGUUAUAAAUAACAAAACAGAAACUCAAAAGUGUAGAAGAGAAAAUGAAACAGAAAUCAAAGAGGAAAUGGUGGAUACGGUAUUAUGUGAAGCUGAGAUAGAGUACUCAUUUAGCAAUGAUCUGAGUAAGAAAAUAACAAAACAGGAAGUUUCCCUGAAGGAGGAUGGUCAAACUAUGUUUAGUUUCUCUGGUACCAGUAAAAUGGGGAAAUCAGUGGGUGACCUUGACAUUAACCUUGGUGACUACCUGCCGGAGAAUUGUACAAUCAAACCUGGUGAUAUUGAUAUUAAAAGAAUGAUUUUGUCAGAUGGAGGAAAAAUGAUGAUUAAACUGAAGUAUAAUAUGGAUAAAUAAAACUAAACCAGACCUUGGAAAUUCACAGUGUAACUGGCUACAACAUUGCUAAAAUAUGCUAAGAUGUACCUGAUUUUCCAACAAAAACAUACAUAGUGUUAUUUAACUCUGUUGUUUGCAGAAUUUUGUACUUCAAUGGUAACUCUAGUGAAACUUUAUAAAUACAUAUAAACCACAAUUCC
Molecule: messenger RNA, 2636 nt
Organism: Mercenaria mercenaria
Lineage: Eukaryota; Metazoa; Mollusca; Bivalvia; Venerida; Veneridae
Exons: 2
Coding region: 169-2454 (761 amino acids)
Source: RefSeq, a predicted model, not a curated record